Fraxinus pennsylvanica is the source of this 1902-nucleotide messenger RNA. NCBI's taxonomy places the organism in Eukaryota, Viridiplantae, Streptophyta, Magnoliopsida, Lamiales, Oleaceae. The record is from the annotation of a GenBank genome assembly.
AUGCCAGCUUGGUGGAGGAAAAGAUCUAGCAGAAGUAAAGAUUCGGAGAGGGAGAAUGAGAAUUCUGCGAGAGCUUCGUCAGUCGACAAUGGAAAGAAGAUAGGGAAAGAAAAUAAAGACAAUAAAGCCAAGAGCUUUGAUGAGGUUUCUGGAAUUGUUUUGCGACAGAAACAAUCGAAAAAUUCACCAAGAAAUAGCAGAGAUUAUGCUGCUAUAGGAACAGAAGAAAGAGGGUACUCGGGAUUUUCCGGAUUUAAUUCAGCUUCAUCUUUGGAUAUAGGGCACCCCUUGCCGAUGCCUGUUGAGUCAUCAACUGAUCAUGUUCAGAUACACGGUGUUGGGUCAGGAUGUGGGUCGGGGUAUUCCAGCGUCGCUUCGUCCGGGUCAACUGAUGAUCAAGCCCAUGUUGUUUUUGAUCAAGUUGCUUUCAGAAGAAAUGGAGAUAACAAAUCGAGUCCAGUGAUGCGAAGUCCUGGUCGAGGAUCGAGGGGGAUUACCACUACCACCUCGCCUCUCCACCCACGAUUUGGCGGUAUUAAUUUGGAUCCCCCCACCGGGAAAUUGGAAGAUGGAAAGAGUGAAUUUCAUAGGCUGCCCCUUCCACCUAAUUCUCCCUCCAGCCCUUCUGCCUUGCCAACCCCAAGAAGUCCUGGGAGAGCUGAGAACUCAAGUAGUAUUUCAUCAAAAUGGAGGAAAGGGAGGCUUCUAGGAAGGGGCACUUUUGGUCAUGUUUACCUUGGAUUUAACUGUGAAAAUGGACAAAUGUGUGCAAUAAAGGAAGUCAGGGUUGUUUCGGAUGAUCAGUCAUCAAAAGAAUGUUUGAAGCAGUUGAAUCAGGAGAUUACCUUGCUCAGUCAGCUUUCACAUGUGAACAUUGUUCAGUAUUAUGGAAGUGACUUGAGCGAAGAAACAUUGUCAGUUUAUUUGGAGUACGUUUCUGGAGGUUCCAUCCACAAAUUACUGCAAGAAUAUGGGGCCUUUGGGGAGCCUGUAAUACAAAAUUACACUAGACAGAUUCUCUCGGGACUCGCUUACUUGCAUGGAAGAAAUACAGUGCACAGAGAUAUUAAAGGAGCAAAUAUAUUGGUAGAUCCCAAUGGUGAAAUUAAACUUGCUGAUUUUGGCAUGGCAAAACAUAUAAAGUCCUGCUCUUCGAUGCUAUCUUUCAAAGGAAGUCCUUAUUGGAUGGCACCAGAGGUUGUGAUGAAUACAAAUGGUUACAGCCUUGCGGUGGAUAUCUGGAGUUUAGGAUGCACAAUUCUCGAAAUGGCUACAUCAAAACCACCUUGGAGCCAAUAUGAAGGGGUUGCUGCAAUAUUUAAAAUUGGAAACAGCAAGGAUAUGCCAGAGAUUCCAGAUCACCUAUCUCAUGAUGCAAAAAGUUUCAUAAGGCUAUGCUUGCAGAGGGAACCAUCUGCAAGGCCCACAGCUUCUCAACUACUGGGUCACCCUUUUGUUAGAAAUCAAACUACAAUAAGAGCUGCCAGUGCCAAUAUAACAAGAGAAGCCUUUCCUCGUGCCUUUGAUGGGAGCCGCACUCCGACGGCCCUGGAGAUGCAGUCCAGCAGAUUGAUUAACUUUUCGUUCGAUAGAGAUGAUGCAUCAAGAUCACCAUUACCAAGGACAUUUGUAAGCCCAAGGGAAAGUGCAAGAACAAUAACAUCGCUGCCUGUAUCUCCCUCCUCAAGUCCAUUAAGACAUUAUGGACCAGCACAUAAGAGUUGUUUCAUUUCUCCUCCAAGCCCUUCGUAUCCUUUUGUGGGGCAGAGUAGUAGUAAUUAUGGCGACCACUUGGUAUUUCCAGUAAGGCCAACCACAAGGAAUACACUUGAUCCCUGGCUUGAAAUACCUCAAUUCAAAUCUCAAACACCUAUUAGAUCGCCCACGAGAACCAUUCUAUAG